AUGGAUCAGCGCCCCAGACACACAGAAUCCUCAUCCCUGGGCUCCGAUGCUCAACAGGUGAUGAGCCCAAGCGCUCAAGCUGGGCAAGCCACAGUGGGGCAGCCGCCAACCUCCGGAAGAAGAAGUUCCUUGCUGGAAGGAGAGGCAAAUGGCCCCUCGUAUGGUGCAACCGAAGCUCCAGUGACGAGCGGAGCUCUGCCAGUGGUUCAGUGGCCGCAGGCGAGUGAUGAAGGCCGUGAUGGCGCGUCAUCGUUAGCGACUGGAAUGGUGGAGCCUGCAGCUGGAUCGGCGUUUUUGCUGGGCGAAGAUCAAGUGGUUGCCAAUGGUGGUUUGGAAGCUCCGCUACCUGUGUCUGUGCAAGAGCCGCCGUCGAUGCAAGAGGCUGAUGGUGGGUGGCGCCAAGGCGUGGAACAGGGCAUGGUGGCCCAAGUUCAAGCUGGAGGUGGAUCGCCAACUGUGGUUCGGUGGUUGUUCUCACCACCACCUGUGCAGGAGCUGUCGGAUGUGGCCCCUCAGAGGUGGAAGUUCGAUGAGCUCAACGGGAAGUUCGGAGAUUCAGGCGGAGGUGACAAGACAGAGGGACGAGCUAAUGGUAGCACGAGAUCAGGCUCCUCUACCUCAGCACGCUGGUGUUCCUCAAGGGUGUCCAAGCUCAGCUACCUCAGCACGCUGGUGUUCCUCAAGGGAGUGUCCAAGCUCAUCUACCUCAGCACGCUGGUGUUCCUCAAGGGAGUGUCCAGGCUCAUCUACCUCAGCACGCUGGUGUUCCUCAAGGGAGUGUCCAGGCUCAUCUACCUCAGCACGCUGGUGUUCCUCAAGGGAGUGAUCAGGCUUCUCUACCUCAGCACGGGGGUGUUCCUCAAGGGAGUGUUCAGGAUCCUCUACCACAACCCGGUUCAUGUGUUUACUCAUGCGGCAGGAAUGGAUGCUAGCGGUGGCCAAGCGCGGGCUUCGUCAUCCACCGGUCCGAGCCAGGGCGACAUCCUGGGAGCCUUAGCGAUAGGGAUCAAGCAGCUUCAAGAUGUUCAGCUGAAGCAGAUGGAAAGGAAACCAGAAGGAAAGGACACCAGUGCGAUCGACAUCCAGGACUGGUUGGAGGCUGCUGAGGAGUACUACCAGAAGUGGGUCACGGCAUCGCCAAUGGAGAAGCUGGCCCUGAAGCCAACGAGGUCUGCAGUCCUGGAGGAGGGACGCUGUGCUCGUGUGAAUGCAAGGGCAGCGAGUAUGGUUUUAGCGGCGCUCAAUGAGGAAGUGAGAACCGAGAUGGUCACCAGAAAGGCUACGUCCUCAACCAUGCUGAUGGUGUACCGGUUGCUGACUAUGUACAGGCCUGGCGGAGAAGCAGAGAAAACCCUGUUGCUGAAGCAGCUGACUUCCCCAACUCCGGCAUCUUCAGCGACUGAGGUGGUGGAAGAGCUGCGACGUUGGGGGCGUUGGUUCAGUAGGGCUCGGGACAUUGAUGUGGCCACGCCAGACCCAGUGCUUCUGACGAAGGGAUUGGGGAUGAUUGUGGAUGCUUUGCUGCAGAAACACCCUCAAGUCUCGUUCCGCACGUCUUUGAUGCGAAGCACUUUGCAGCUGGACGCAGGGCCCACCUUGGAGCAAACCCUCAGCUUUCACGAGCACUUGCAGGCCGAGAUGGAACUGUUGGCUACGUCAUCGUCAAGCGGGUCGUCGGAGAAGCCGAAUCCAAAGGCGAGGAGUGUGGCCACGACCUCGGAGGCGAACGUCCAGAACCCCAAGGGUGGCUCGAAGGGCAAACAGACGGCAGUGAAGGGGGCAUGCAAAUGGUUCGCAAAAAAGGAUUGUCCUACGAAGACUGGGGAGGCAAAGCCCAAUGAGCAAAGGGAGAAGCCGAGCCCCAAGUCACCUUCCAAAGGAAAAGGAAAAGGACACACUGAGGAGCCGAGCGCAAAGUCCAUGAGCCCUGAGCCGGAGCCGCAACCGACCUCGCCGUCUACCAAAAGUGAGUCUCAGGAAACAGGUCAAGAUUUGAAGGAGAUGUUGGGGGAGGCAACGAAGGCCAUCAAGACGCUAAUGGCAGCAAAGACUUCGUCAACGAGUACCUCCUCGAGCGGGACUUCGCAGGGUGCGGUGGAAUCCUUACAGCGCCAGCUUGAUGAGUUGAGACUGAAGGCUGUGAGGGUGUGCGCAGCGGAGCCGUGGGCCAACGGACCUGAAGAACAAGAUGCACUGAUAGACUCAGGUGCGACAAACAUCCUCAGGCCGCCGCGGGAUGAAAAGGAGCGGCAAGAUGCUGUUCCGGUUUCUGUGGUGUUGGCGGGGGACACGAAAAAGGAGCUCGUGCAGAACGACGUGGGCACGAUCAUCGCGGGAAGUGACACGAGGACACAGACCAUCAUCCCUAUGUGUGAAUUGGUCAACCAUGGAUGGAAGGUGACGUGGACAGGAAAGAAGCUGGCCAUUAAGCACCCGGAGUUCGGAAGGAUGAGGACCGCAUUGAGGGGAGGAUGUCCUGAGGUCGCCAGGGAGGAAGUGCGAAGGAUCAUCGACCACAUGUGUCGGGAACUGUACGUGGAGGUGAAGGCGUUGAAGGCCAGGAUCGACGCAGUGAAUGAUAAGGAAGCAGAGCCGUGGACUACAUCCUUGAGGAGAUUGGUGGAGUUGAAGGACUGGGCCGCGUUGGCAAAGGCUAUCGAAACGGCGCCGAUGUUCAAGGACCUGCCUGGGAAGAUCAAGGAUAAGCUGUUCACGGAGCUAGAGUUCACUGAGGAAGCUGGCUGGAACUACAUGAAGGACCUCCCGCUGACAAGACGUGAAAGAAGGAAGUUGCUGAGGUCCAAACGAUGGGUUGUGAACUUGUUCUCCGGGAAGGGUGCCCCUGACGAUCCGCUGGCGACGAUUGGAGCGGGUGCAGAUGAUGAUCGGGUACUUCUCAACGUCGACAUUGAGCGGAGCAAGGCUUACGACCUCACGAAGGACGGCAUCUUCAAGAUCCUGAUGGGCGGCGGUCACUGGAAGAAUGGAAGAUCUUCAUGGAGGGCCACCGUGUCGAACGUUCUCUGUGAUGAGGUGGAGGGAAGUUCCGGGGAACGUGUGGAUGGAGACACGGAGUUGAUUGCGAAGAUGUUCUUACUGUACAUGGUGAGCAAGUUCGCGCGACCUGGAAGGGCCACGGGGUUCUUAGUGGAGCACCCUAGAGACCCAAAAACUCUGUGGAAUGAUGGAAGAGACUACGCCAGCUUGUGGAGGACACAGUUGUGGUUGGAGUUCAUGAAGGCCACGGGUUUGGACGUGUACUCGUUCGAUCAAGGCGCCUUGGAACAUCCUGCGCGGAAGCCAACAACGAUUGGUACGAACUACGCCUUGGAGCACCUCAACGGUCUGGUCGACAUCAGGGUGAAGUCGGAGAACGCGAUGAAGAUGGACCCAGCGAAGUUGGCAACGUGGUCAAGGGGCUUGAGAAGGGAGAUUGCAAAGGCGAUAGAUGAUCGGGCCGUGGUGAGUCCAAAGAUCAAGGCAAUGACCGCCAAGCAGCGCCUGGAGUGGAGAAGGCACCUCCAAGCGGACCACGUGCCGUUCAGGACAGAGUAUCCUCAAGCCUCGUUAGCUCUGGAUAUGGCCGGUCCUUUCAAGACGUUGGGGAGGGACCUGUACGAGAAGGACUACAAGUAUCUCCUGGUGGGCCGCUGGCUGCGCAACAUGCUGCAGCGAAAAAGUGGGAGAGGACCCUCAGGCGACGUCACCGAUGGGCACAUCAUGGCACGAGAUGAUGGUGGUUUGGUGGUGGCAAAGGGCGUGCGCGUGAACCUCAUUGAUCCAACGGAGCUGGAGCCGAGAUUGCUUCCGGAGCUUCGCGGGAGUGAGGUGAAGUACAAACCGCCAACAAGGAGAGCGAAAGGAAAAACGCCAGGGGUGUUGGAGGAGGAAUUGGAGCCUGAAGAGGGGCGAGAGAGGAACUUGUCCCCGCCUGAGCGAUACGCAAAGGAGUGCUUGGAGAAAGAGAACAUCACGCAGGAGACGUUGGAGAUGCUGAUGGCCCUUCUUCCACACGACGAACUAUCAAGAGAUGCCUUUUCUCCUCCAGACCCGGAGAUGUGGGCCCCAAAGCAAUGGGGAACCGGCGCCUACGUGCAUGGAGGAGUCAUGGGCUUGAAGAAAAACGUCAAGAUGUUCAAGUACUCGACGAAGAUGAUGGCCUAUUGGGUGAGGACUCGCCAUCCGGCUCACCGGUUCACUUCCUUGGUGUUGUUCAGGAACCUCAGGACGCAACCUCAUCGAGACUCCCACAACGACUUGUCGUCGGAAACGGUGGUCUUCCCGAUAUCCAAGUUCCAGAAUGGAGAGGUGUGGGUGGAGGGAGAGCCAGAAAAAGAAGAUGAAGUCAGUUGCAUGGAAAAGAUUGGCGACAAGUUGAUCAAGGGCAAGCUUCUUCCAGUGGCAAAUCGUCCUGUCACAUUCAAUCCGAGGAGCUGGCAUUCAACGCAGCCGUGGACUGGCGACAGGGUGGUGCUGUCGGCAUACUCCAUCAGGGGGUCGGAUUGCCUUACCUCAGAGGACAGUGAUACGCUUCGUGAACUUGGUUUUGCCCUGCCGGGAGAUGAACUCAAGUACUUGUCCUCGUCGGAGUCCUCGAGGCCAAGUUCGGGAGCAGCCAAUACUGCGAGCUCUUCUUCCUCAAAGUCACCUGAAGUAAGGGUGUCAGCCAUCAGGGCCGUCCACACGUUCGAGGAGCAAGAUCAAGAAGAAGUGAAGCAGAGGAGAAAGGAUGCCAGAGUGGCAAAGGCCUCCAUAGAGAACAUCUACACCGACAACGUGGAGGAGUUGUUGGAGAAGCUGAUGACGGACCUCCAGGUGGUGCACACUGUGAGACAAAGCGAGGCAAUGAAGGUGUUGAUGAAAUGGAAGCCGUCAAUGAAGAAGGAGAUCGACGCGUUGGAAGGUAAAGGCGCCAUCCUGAGAAUCACAAAGGAGGAAGCAGACAACCUCGAAGACGUGGAGUACGUGCACGGCAAGUGUGUGUGGACGGUGAAACCACCUGAACACCCUGAAGAAGAAAAAGGAAACCCCGAUCGUGCAAAGUACAAAAGAAAGGUGAGGAUAGUGGCUUGCGGCAACCAGGUCGAAGAUGACACAUUGUCUGUGCAGGACCUCUACAGCGCCGGGGCCACCGCUGACAUCGUUCGAACAGUCAUUGCCGAGGCUGGCUACAAGAGAUGGGGCGCAGCGAUUGACGAUAUCCGAGCAGCCUUCUUGACAGCACCUUUGCCAAAGGGGGCGCGACGCUACAUUUUGAGGGUUCCGAAGGCGGUGAUUGCAGCUGGUUUGGCCCAAGAAGGGGAAUGCUGGUUGGUGCAAACAGCGCUGUACGGGUUCAGACAGAGUCCAAAGUGGUGGACCACCUUCAGGAACACGCGGGCCGCGGAGGCGAAGUUCAGCGCAGAGCACAAAGGGGUGGAAGUGCGAGCUACGCUAAAACCGUGCGUUACGGACCCGAACCUCUUCAAGAUUGUGGCGGAGGUGCAAGGGAAGGAGGUCGUGAUUGGGUAUGUUGUGUUCUACGUGGACGAUGUGCUGGCGGUUGGGGAGGAGGGGUACGCCGCGGAGAUCGUGAGGGCCCACGCCGCCGAGAACGAGUACAGCAUCCUACCAGCAACAAAGGAAUGGCUAACGAUGGAGCAUGAGAUGCCGGAGAUCCCCACCGACGCUGAAGGAAAGGCCUUGUUCGAUGCCAAUGUGAAGGCCGGCGAAGUCAUGGAGGGGCGAUGGUGGUGUGGAGGAAUACUGGCUGUGCUGGAAGUCAUGGAGGCAUUUGAAGUUGAAAUGCGAAUGGCUGCGGCAGAAGGUGAAGGACGAGGCUAUUACGUUGGUUCAUUGUCCGGGAUUGGUGCAGUUGUCGGACAUCCUCACGAAACAGGUCCCGAGCCAGAGGCUGAAGGACAUUGGAGAAAAGUGGGGGCUGAGAUGCAGAUCGGGACCGAGGGUGAAAGCUAUGAGGGUGCCUCCUACAAGUUCGCCUCAUACAAGUUCGCCUGGAACGUCGCCUCGUGCAAGUUCGCCUGGAACGUCGCCUCCAACAAGUUCGCCUCCUACAAGUUCGCCCGGAACGUCGCCCCCUACAAGUUCGCCUGGAACGUCGCCCCCUACAAGUUCGCCUGGAACGUCGCCCUUGACAUGUUCGCCGUCGCCUUCGUCAGGAUCACCUGGGACGCCUCCAUUGAGUCCGCCAUCGUUUGUGUCAGAUUCGCCUCAUACAAGUUCGCCUGGAACGUCAACUCCUACAAGUUCGCCUCAUACAAGUUCGCCGGGAACGUCAACUCCUACAAGUUCGCCUCAUACAAGUUCGCCGGGAACGUCAACUCCUACAAGUUCGCCUCCUACAAGUUCGCCUGGAACGUCGCCUCCUACAAGUUUGCCUGGAACGUCGCCGACUACGAGUUCGCCGUCGCCUUCUACAAGAGUCCGAAAGAUGGUGGUGGAGCAUGCCGUGUUCUACGUGGACGACGUUGUGGUGGCGUUGAGGCCAAUGCGGUGGGCGGAAAAGGAGCAUGUCUCGUCAGCAGCAAAAGCAGCGAAGCCGCAGCCACAAGCAACAACAAGGAGCAGGACCGAGAGGAGGAGGACUGGCAAAACCCGAUGAGGGUGGAAUGGGAGCUGUAUUUCCUGGGAUUGGUCACGCUGAUCGCAGUGUUGGCGGUUUGGGAGUGCCUUCGUGAAUGUUUGAGGAGGGGAGCAAGAAAGCUUCCAAAACUUCGUGACCUUGCCCGACGACAACAAGACGGACCUUUGAGCAAAAAGGAAUGUAAAGAGCUAUCGGAGUUGGUGAGCCGCGGAAGCUGGCUGGAAGAGAAGGACCACGAGAAGUUGACCGAGCUGGUGGCACGGUUUACAAGGCACGAUCAAGGAGCAAGUUGCGCUUCAAGGGGGCCGAGUCGUGCAGCAGGGCAGGCAAGGGAGCAAAGGAGAGGAGAAGAUGUGGCAGCGGGGGCGAGAUCUCUGCGUGAGGCGGCUGCAUCGUCGUGGGAGCAGUCAAUGGGCGUGCGACAAGAGAGAGCGGCGGAGUCUUCGCCGGGAUAUGAGACCGCUAGGUCAGUGGCCCGAAUGGAGGUUGGGGUUCAAGCUGACUUGGCGAUGGUGAGAUUGGUGCAACAGGAGAGCCAAUCAUUCGCGUGCGAGAAGUAUGUCCACGAGCCUUCUUCCUAUGUGAUGGUGGCCGGACAGUCCACACGAGAUCAAGGAGUUCCGUUGGCCGUGAAGGCCCAAAACCACGAAGCAACGCAGUAUCGUCGUCCCAUCCCAGCUGGACUCCGCAACAAGGAGGAUCGACGAUCAUCUGACAAGGCGUUUUGUGGAGAUGUCCUGUUCCAGAUUAUUGGAGUGAUCAGUCUUCCCAUCUUCUUGCCGGGGAAUCCAAGGAAUUGCCUCUGCUAUGGCGUAGCUUGGCCUUUGAGAGGGACGAGGUUCCUGCACGGCUUGGAGGAGCCCAUCCUUCAUGGGGAGCUGAAACCUGAGAAUGUCCUGAUCUUCGGCUCGGAGGCCAAGGUCAGCGAUGUUGGCUUCAACAUGGCAGGCCGCGGGACAGGAGCAGUUGCCUACAAGGCGCCAGAAGUCUAUGACGGCGUCUUCACCACUGCAUCUGAGGUCUAUGCCUUCGCCAUGAUUUGCUGGGAGCUUGUCACAGGCAAGAGAGCUUGGGGAGAGUACACGGACUUGCAGAUCAUGAAGCCUGUAUGCGUGGAGCACAGACGGCCUCCUCUCGACGAGAAGGCUGUCACGACACGCCUGGGCCAAAUCGUUCAGGAGUCCUGGGCAUCGGACCCGGCCAAGCGGCCAUCCUUCACUCAGCUGUUGGUUCAGCUCGCGCCGGAGCCGAAGUUGCCAAAGUCGCUGCCGACAGCGCUCCCGAGCCAUUGGUCGGGUCAGGACUUGGACCAAGGCUGGAUUGCAGUCCCCGCGUCGGAGGACCUCUUCCGAGAGCUGUCGAAGCUCUUCGUGGUGUCGCAGCCGCGCGAGCUGGGCACGGGCCGGGAUGCGGGCAAGUACCACAGGUUAUGGUCUGCGUGGCGCAUAGAGCACCAAAGCCUUUGGGACAAGUACGCCGCGGAGCGCAACGACGUCAUCCGGCUCCUGCGGCAGCUUGAGAAGAGCAAGUUGCAGACCGCGGAAUGGAAGAGUAAGCUUGAAAAAGCCAACGCCCAAAUGCCAGAUCCGCUUUGCGAGCACAUUGGUGAGAAGUACUUGCUCCACGGGACGACUCCGGAAGUCCUUCUGGACAUCCUCCACCAGGGCUUCAACGACAAGCUCGCCAGCUUGAAGGGGAUGUUCGGUGCCGGGGCCUACUUUGCAGAAGAUCCCGAGAAGAUCGAUCAGUACACGCGUGAGGACCCUGGACACGAAGCGCCCGGCUUGGAGAAGCUGCACGCGCGGCUUUACCGAGCAGGUGGCAACCGGCACCCAGGAAGUGACGUGUUUUACUGCUUCGUGGUGCGGGUGACCUGCGGCGCCUGCUUUGUCAGCAACGGGCUCAAGGACAAGUUGCACGAUCACGACACUGGCUUCCAGGUCUUCGCAAGGGACGACCGCCGAGAACUCUCCUCCAUCCCUGAGUCAGACCCAAGGGUGCCGUACCAUACACUGGUGGUCCAAACUGGCUCCGAAGCCAAGCUCCGAAUCGAGCGCUUUCGGGAGAUUAUUUCCUUCGACGCCAACCGCGCCUACCCGGAAUAUCUGCUGGCAUACCAAAGGGUGUAG
This is a messenger RNA of Symbiodinium natans, 8712 nucleotides long. The record is from the annotation of a GenBank genome assembly. NCBI's taxonomy places the organism in Eukaryota, Dinophyceae, Suessiales, Symbiodiniaceae.